GUUCUCCACCCAAACAAAAUUUCUCUCACUACACGCACCGAAAAAAGGGAAGAAAAUUCUCAAUUCUCCUCUGUACCUAUUCUCCAUCCAAUCACCGCGAAGCCCGUUGUUCUCACUCUAAUUUCUUGCCGAUUUAAUCAUCAUUCUCUUUUGAGGGCGCCGAUUACCUCGGCUCUUGCUCUCCGGCAAAAAACCCCCUUUUCUGCUGCAAUUUUUAUGAGGUGAAAUCAGAGGCGCUGUUUUGAUUCGAUUCCUCAAGCUUCGAUUCUGAAAAGUUUUAUCUUUUAGCUUUUCUGUUCUUCAAUUUGCAUGCUUUGAUUUAAUGGCCAAUCACGAAUCCUAUUAGGGUUUGUGUGGUGUUUCUGGAAUUCGGGGUAGUUUUAGGUUCCUGCAUUUGGGUAUAGUUUUUUGUGUGAAGGUGAACGCCAUGUGUAUGAUGAAUUAUUAAUUAUUUUAUUCUUUAAGGUUUGGUAGUGUAGUUUCUUGUAGGGUUUGGGGAUUCUGAGGUGAGCUUCAGAAGAAUACAGAAAUAUGUCUUCAGCAGGAUUGGUUUCCAUUGUCCCAGUUCUUGAGGACAGUAUGACAUUUUUACCUCCUGAACAUAGUCAAGAGUCGAUUUUGCUAUUUGUGGCAAUGCCAGGCUCCAAGGUCCCAAUACGGGUUUUGGAGUCGGAUUCGAUUGAAUCUGUGAAGGUCCGAAUCCAGUCCUGUAAAGGGAUCUUCCGCAGGAACCAAAAGUUGGUCUGUGGUGGUAAAGAAUUGGCUCGAAGCAAGUCCCUCGUGCGGGACUAUGGUUUGAGCGAUGGAAAUGUUGUGCAUUUGCUCCUCCGCCUCAAGGACCUUCAGGUUAUUAAAGUGAGGACGUGUUGUGGGAAUGAGUUCGAGUUUCAGGUGGAAAAGUGCCGGGAUGUUGGCUAUGUCAAGCGUCAGAUUGCGGAAAGAGAAUCGGAGCUCAUUGAGGAUCAUGAGGUGUUGCUGAAUGGCAAGCCGAUUGAGGAUCAGAGGUUGAUAAAUGACAUCUCUAAGGAUGAUACAGAUGCUGUGAUACAUUUGUUUGUAAGGAAAUCUGCUAAAAUUAGGGGGUCUCCAGUGGGGAAGAACUUUGAGUUGUCAAUUGUUGUACCACAGCAGAAUGAUGUGGUUAGUGAACGUAAGGCCGAUCAUUAUGUGCCAAGGAAGGCCCCUGAAAGAGUAUCUGUAUUGGAGCCUGUAAUUAUCAACCCAAAGACUGAGUUGCCUCUUGAGAUUAGCCAAAUGAUAGAUUCUACUAGGAAAGGAUUGGAGCAAGGUAAUUAUCCAAUCAGGUCUGUGGAGGGCACAGGAGGUGCAUAUUUUAUGCUUGAUCCAUCCGGUACUAAAUAUCUAUCUGUUUUUAAGCCAGCAGACGAGGAGCCUUUGGCUGAGAAUAAUCCUCGAGGGCUACCCUUAUCGGAGGAUGGAGAAGGGCUGAAGAAGGGAACAAGAGUUGGGGAGGGGGCACUAAGGGAGUGUGCUGUCUUUUUACUUGAUCAUCCAAAGAGUGGUAACCGUUCUUUCUCUGGUGAGAUUAGGGGCUUCGCUGGUGUUCCGCCUACUGUAUACGUGAAAUGCCUGCAUGAAGGUUUUAAUCAUCCUGGUGGCGUUUCUAUCAAGACUGGUUCGCUGCAAAUGUUCAUGGAGAACAAUGGAAGUUGUGAAGAUAUGGGGCCGGGUGCAUUCCCGGUAGAGGAAGUUCAUAAGAUUGCAGUGUUGGAUAUGAGGAUGGCCAAUGCAGAUAGACAUGCUGGAAAUAUAUUAGUAAGCAAAGGUGAAGAUGGUCAAACUGUGCUCAUCCCGAUUGAUCAUGGAUAUUGCUUGCCAUACUCUUUUCAAGAUUGCACGUUCGAUUGGCUGUACUGGCCUCAAGCUCGCCAGCCUUUCGGAAUGGACACCCUUGAAUACAUAAGGUCGAUGGAUGCAGAGAAGGACAUUGCCUUGCUCAAGUUCUAUGGAUGGGAGUUACCGAAUGAAUGUGCUCGUGUACUACGCAUCUCCACUAUGCUUCUGAAGAAAGGCGCGGAAAAAGGGCUCACCCCAUUUGACAUAGGCAACAUGAUGUGCAGAGAAACAGUGAGGAAGAUCUCUGUCAUUGAAGAGAUUGUGGAAGUAGCUCUCGAUUCUGUCCUCCCCGGGUCGAGUGAAGGUACCUUCCUCGACUGUGUUUCGAGCAUCGUGGAUCGCCACCUUGAGGAGUACAAAUAACCCUCGUCCACUAAGAAAGUUCGGUACAUAUGCACACUGUGUUGGUUGUGAAUGUCAAUUCCUUCGAAUUCCCAAGUCAGGGGCUACUCUUUACCUGAUUAUUUUUAUUACUUCUCCAUUCAUUCAGUAUUAACUGGAUCCUGUUUUUAAGGGCUUUAGUAAUUUGGGGAUUCUUCUGCCCUUGAAACAUAAUGAAUAAGAAUCUCUUUUUCAGAAUUCA
Molecule: messenger RNA, 2440 nt
Organism: Salvia hispanica
Lineage: Eukaryota; Viridiplantae; Streptophyta; Magnoliopsida; Lamiales; Lamiaceae
Product: phosphatidylinositol 4-kinase gamma 4-like
Molecular function (GO): protein binding
Source: RefSeq, a predicted model, not a curated record